This is a messenger RNA of Momordica charantia (bitter melon), 1816 nucleotides long. Its product is annotated as Protein kinase superfamily protein. Lineage: Eukaryota; Viridiplantae; Streptophyta; Magnoliopsida; Cucurbitales; Cucurbitaceae. The record is from RefSeq and is a predicted model, not a curated record. Gene Ontology annotation, molecular function: protein kinase activity; ATP binding. Gene Ontology annotation, biological process: protein phosphorylation.
UAUAGGAACUAAAAUAAACAAUGUGGAAAUGCCCGAAAGAAAUAGCAUUUAAAUAAAAAAGAGAGCAGAGGGAGAAAUAUGGAGAAAGAGACAAGGGAUGACCUCCUAGAAAGGGAAACUCAACCUCCAUUUACAUAGAUGUGUACUGAGUCUAAGCCAAACUAACCAUUUAUCUCUGUAACUCAUCUUCUUCCUUUGGUGUGCUACUCAUGGAAGAAGUUAACAAUUCAACUGCAGAAGCAGCACCAAGAAACCACAUCCAUAAGCACAACCAUUCUCACUCUCAGACCUCCAACAAUGGCCAACACCAACACCAACACCACCACCAUCACCAUGGCAUUCUCAGCUCCAAUUCAUUUCUCAUCAUCAUUGCCUCCAUCAUCUGCAUCACCGUACUCGUCGCCAUUCUCGUCCUCAUCUUGAUGCUGCAGCGCCUCAAAUCGUCCCGAAACAAGCUGACCGCCUGCAGAGAAUCAAACAGCAGCAGCAGCAUCCACAACUCAAGCAACAGAUUCAUUCCCCACACAGCCAUCAAUUUUGACUCAAGCCCAGAAGUGAAGGGGGGCGGGUGCUUAUAUGGAGGGAAUUCAGGGAGGAUGCCACAGUACAGAAUCAGAGGAGUCCAAGUUUUCACAUAUAAGGAGCUGGAAGUGGCCACUGAGAAUUUCAGUGAGGCCAAUGUGAUUGGAAAUGGAAGAUUUGGAAGUGUGUACAGAGGGGUCCUUGCUGAUGGAGCUGUGGUCGCAAUUAAGAUGCUGCACAGAGAAGGGAAGCAGAGAGAGCGUGCCUUCAGGAUGGAGGUGGAUCUCCUAAGCCGCUUGCACUCGCCUUGUUUGGUGGAGUUGCUUGGCUACUGCGCUGACCAACACCAUAGGCUUCUGAUAUUUGAAUUCAUGCACAAUGGUACUCUCCAUCGUCAUCUGCAUAAUCCAAACAGUGAAUCUCGGCCGUUGGAUUGGAAUACUCGGUUAAGGAUAGCCCUUGAUUGUGCCAAGGCUCUCGAGUUCCUCCAUGAGCAUGCAGUCCCAUCAGUGAUCCAUCGUAACUUCAAGUGCACCAAUGUUCUUCUGGAUCAGGAUUUUCGAGCCAAGGUGUCCGAUUUUGGAUCGGCCAAGAUGGGAUCUGAUAAGAUCAACGGUCAAAUAUCUACACAAAUUCUUGGAACCACAGGAUAUCUAGCACCAGAGUAUGCUUCAACAGGUAAGCUUACAACAAAGUCAGAUGUGUACAGCUAUGGUGUUGUGCUGCUAGAACUAUUGACAGGUCGUGUGCCAGUCGAUAUCAAGCGGCCACAGGGGGAGCAUGUACUCGUCUCAUGGGCUCUCCCAAGACUAACUAACAGAGAAAAAGUGGAGAAAAUGGUGGACCCAGCUAUUCAAGGAAAAUACUCUAAGAAGGAUCUAAUUCAAGUAGCAGCCAUUGCAGCGAUGUGCGUGCAGCCCGAAGCAGACUACAGGCCACUAAUGACUGAUGUUGUGCAAUCACUGAUUCCUCUAGUUAAGAACCCGUCCUCGUCCUUGAGAUUCUUGAAUUGACGAGCUUCACUAAAGACUGCAUUUUCCUCCAUUAUAGUUAAGAAACAGUCUAGUUCUUCUGGUGGGAAGUCAUUAAGAGGAUUCUACACUAUGAGAGUGAAAUCUAUACAAGUUUCAUCAAGAAGCCCUUCCAAGAACAGAUUAAGGUUCACUAAAGUAGGCUUUUGUGUAACUUUUAUGGAAUCCCAUAUUAGAGCAUGUCAAUGUGAACCUGCAGAGGCAACAACCAGCUAUAUUAAAAAAUCUCUUUAUCAGAAAUACUAUGAAUAAUUCGACAAGGA